AUGCCAAUGAGCCAUUUUACUUUCAUUCCUUCUAUUACCGUCUUCAAAACUUUCUCCAAACUAAAAAUGAUCGCCCGUCUCGCCAUCGCCGCCCUUCUUGUCUCCAGCUCUUUGGCCUGUCUUCCAGGACUCGGUGGACUCGGAGGAGGAUGUGGAGGAGCUGCUGCUUCCCCAUGUGCUGCUCCACCACUACCACCACCUGUAGCAUGCGGAGGAGGAUGUGGAGCUGCUCCAUACCCAGCCGGCCCAAUGGCUGCUCCAUACCUUGCCCCAGCUGCCAUCGCCCCACCACCACCACCACAAGGACCAGUCAUCGGAGUCGGAGCUCAACCAGCCAUCUACUCUGCCCCACUUCCAGCUGGAAAUGCUUACGUUGGACAAGGAAAAUAA
Messenger RNA from Caenorhabditis remanei, 390 nucleotides. RefSeq lists its product as uncharacterized. The record is from RefSeq and is a predicted model, not a curated record. Lineage: Eukaryota; Metazoa; Nematoda; Chromadorea; Rhabditida; Rhabditidae. The transcript is spliced from 3 exons. The coding region runs from base 1 to 390 and encodes 129 amino acids.